AUGGCUGAUGCUCUCAUUUCCGUGCUGCUAGAACGGUUGGUCUCGAUAACCUAUGAAUACGUGGAAGGAGAGUUGAAACAUGUUUUGAACGUUAAGGAAGAUGUUGAGAAAUUCACUCGGACUCUCCGAGUAAUUCGAGCUGUGCUUGAGGAUGCAGAGCAACGCCAAGUGACGGAUCAAGCUGUCAAAAUCUGGUUGGAUGAGCUCAAAGAUAUAUCCUACCAGAUGGUGGAUGUGCUGGAUGAGUGGAACACAGACAUUCUCAAACAACAAGUUGAGAAGCAAGAAAGCGAAGGUGAUCCAAAUGCUUUUGUUACAAAGAAGAAGUUAACUGAGGUUUAUGAGGAAAGAAAAAAGUACCAGUUUCAAAGCAAAGAAUUAGGCAUUCAACAACCUCAACAACCACAACGACCUCAAACUGCAUCUUUUGUCGAUAUAUCUGAGAUAUUUGGUCGAGAAAAUGAAAAAAAGGAUUUGAUAACAAACUUGUUGAGUGAUAGUAGUGCGGAAGGGAAGGGGCUCCUUAUCAUCCCUAUUGUAGGGAUGGGAGGCAUGGGAAAGACAACUCUGACCCAACUAGCCUAUAAUGACGACCGAGUAAAAUCUCAUUUUGAGAUCAGAAAAUGGGUUUGUGUUUCAGACCCUUUUGAUGAGAUUAAGAUUGCCAAAGCCAUUAGUGGUGAUUACGCCCCAAGUUCAAAUGAAUUGGAUGAGGUCUUGCAAUGUAUGUCUAGAUCCAUCCAGGGCAAAAGGUUUCUCCUUGUCUUGGAUGAUGUAUGGACCGAUGAUCCCAAAAAGUGGAAACAAUUAAAGGUACCAUUAUUCCAAAGUGGUGCUGAAGGCAGCAGAAUAUUGGUGACCACAAGAAAACUAGAGGUUGCUAAUAUGAUGAGAGCAACAAGAAACAUGAUCAAUCUGGGAGGGUUUGAGUGA
Messenger RNA from Prunus armeniaca (apricot), 933 nucleotides. NCBI's taxonomy places the organism in Eukaryota, Viridiplantae, Streptophyta, Magnoliopsida, Rosales, Rosaceae. The record is from the annotation of a GenBank genome assembly.